GCGAAAUCAAACACCCAGUGGAAACGGGAGGAAGUCAGGAAGCUGCCCGCUUGUGACAGCAGUGUCGAAGAGAGAGAAGAAAAAAAAAAAAACACCUCCAAAAAGCCGGACUCGUGCUUGAACUCUUGAGAGCUCGACUCCCAGGAAAAAGCGCUGCCGAUAUGUCGAAGAACACCGUGGCCGCCCGCUUCCGGCGAGUAGACGUGGACGAGUACGACGAGAACAAAUUUGUGGACGAGGAGGAAGGAGGCGAAAACCAACUGGGACCCGACGAGGCGGAGGUGGACUCCCUCAUCAGACAAGGAAACCUCAUGCAGGCUUUACAAGCCGUUUUGAAGAACCCGCCAAUCAACACGAAGAACCAGAACGUCAAGGAUCGCGCUGAGGGUUUGGUGCUGAAGGUGCUCAGCGCUUUUAAGAGCAGUGACAUUGAGAAAGGGGUGCAGUCCCUCGACAAGAACAGCGUGGACCUGCUGAUGAAAUACAUCUACAAGGGCUUCGAGAAGCCGUCCGAAAACAGCAGCGCGGUCCUACUGCAGUGGCACGAGAAGGCUCUGGCAGCUGGAGGCGUAGGCAGCAUCGUCAGGGUACUGACAGCGAGGAAGACGGUCUAGACGAGCAGCGGAGGAUCCCCGGCGGAUCCAGAAGGCGGUUCAUGUAAUCAUAACGGAUGUCAUAGGGCCUAAAAGGAAAAACCCAUGUUUGACCCAAUGUGAUCCCGCUGCGUUCAAAACCAAAUCCGGGUCACGUUGGGUUUUAAAAUGUGUGUUUUUCUGCUUUUCUUUUUUCCCCAUUCACGACCACAGCCGGCAGAAUCAUGUUCCACACUGGGUUCCACAGGGAGCGUCAUGUCUGCUGCUUCCUUGAUCUAAUUACAAUGCCCCCCCCCCCCGCACCCCUCUUCUCACAAUGUCAGUCCCACACAGUGUGAGCUCAGUCUACACACCUGUGGUUCCCAAACCAGAGGAGAUACAUCUUACAGGAGACAUUUUUACGUAGUUUAUGCUUUUUGGGAGCCUCUGUUGUUCAAAGUACCUACAAACUCAUGUUCAUGCUCACGAGGGGGAAAACUCAUAGAUCAAAAUACUCUGGUACACGGAUAACAUGUUAAAAAUGGAUAGUUUCAUAGUCACACGCGUUUUUCAGAAACACUUAUCCUUAAGUUAAUGAGAGAAUACUCUUUCUUUGUCAGGUUUUUAAUUAUUUUAGGACUAAGGAGACAACCAAUACCAGGAUAGAGGAUUCGGUCCAUACUGCACAGCCUCUGACUCUUAAAGAUUUAUCCUCCCUUGACUUCCACACAAACACACACACAGGGUUCUAGGUUUGAGUCUCUCAGGAAAAAAAAACAACUCACAGUAUUUGUUCCCAUGUUGUGUUGUGUCAUCAGUGGAGCCUUCCUGAUUGAAUAAAAGCCUGAUUCAGUCAGUAAAUCCUCUCAUUGCCUCUCCUUACAACACGAGCACUGCAAGGCUCUUCAAAAGGACACUCACAGGGAGGGGUUCUCAUUCACCCUGUAGAGUGGGCUGAGGAGGAGGAGGAGGAGGAGGAUGAUGUGGGGGGGGGGGUGUUGGUGUCAUCAGUCUAAUGCUGCCCCAGUUAAGGAUUAUCACCCUAAAGCAUCUCCACCACAGCUCUUGUUAAUGUCAUUUUACUGUUCCUCACAUUGGUCCUCUGAGUACCGCUGUGCAUGGCAUUGUGUGGCUUCGCUUCUUUACUUUCCGGAAUGACCCGUCACCCCGAGCAACCGAUCCCUGAUUUAUUUGGGUAUUUAACGUAAAAACUAUUUCCUCUUUUUGCUUUAUUUCCAGGAGAGACUUAAUAUUUUGUCUCUUUUAUGGGAUGAAACCAAUAUAUUGUUUGCAUGAUCCCACUAUUAAAAGCUUAGAGUAUUCUGUCAUCAUUGCAUUCUUGUCUUCAUGUUGUGUCUCUCCUGUUUUUGUAUUAAAUCUGGGUUUAAACUAACACUUGGAAAACUGGAAAAUUGUAUCUUACGUCUGUUGCCAAAUGAUUUAUUGUGCUUUCAUGCUUAAAUUGAGGAUUUUCUUGCCCCUCUGUAUUGGAGAAGACUGUUGAAGGUGUUUGGAGUGAUGGCUGUAAACAUUAUAAAUGAACACACAAGCACAUUUUGUGCUUUCAAAGAAGUUGCUUUUUUGAAGAUAUGUUUUGUUUUUUUCCUGCUCAUUUCCAAUCAAACAGAGAGGAUGGAUGUUGCUUUCCUUUAAAACGCAUCACAGCUUAUUUACUCACAAGUUUAUAUUUAGACACGGGCUGUCAUGUUUGAAUACUGUCAUCAGUAAUGAUUGAGGCGCACAUUAGAUUCCUUUUCUGAUGCAGUAACGUCUAGUUUUACAUGAACAAGAAGCUUCGUUCCUCCUCCUUCUUCAUGUACGUCUAGUCGGAGAUGCUCCUGUAGCCGAGGGAGCAAACUGAUGUACAAACUGCCUUACUCGAUAUUCCUUUUUUAUGUUCGUGCUUUUUUGACAAAACUAAUAAAGAUUUGACUUCUGAUCAUAA
Molecule: messenger RNA, 2517 nt
Organism: Pungitius pungitius (ninespine stickleback)
Lineage: Eukaryota; Metazoa; Chordata; Actinopteri; Perciformes; Gasterosteidae
Gene: arpc5b
Product: actin related protein 2/3 complex, subunit 5B
Exons: 4
Coding region: 162-614 (150 amino acids)
Biological process (GO): Arp2/3 complex-mediated actin nucleation; regulation of actin filament polymerization; cell migration
Cellular component (GO): actin cytoskeleton; cytoplasm; Arp2/3 protein complex
Molecular function (GO): actin filament binding
Source: RefSeq, a predicted model, not a curated record